Molecule: messenger RNA, 930 nt
Organism: Anolis sagrei ordinatus
Lineage: Eukaryota; Metazoa; Chordata; Lepidosauria; Squamata; Anolidae
Gene: EMC4
Product: ER membrane protein complex subunit 4
Biological process (GO): protein folding in endoplasmic reticulum
Cellular component (GO): EMC complex
Source: RefSeq, a predicted model, not a curated record
GUCAGCCGGAAGCAGGAAGCGGUGAGUGGAGCCAAACAGGAAGUGACGCAACCAGUAGGGAGAAAAAGAAGAGAGAAGGCAAGACACAACCGGGUCUCUCUGCACAUCUUUGGCAGGAAACGAUGAGUAACCCAGGAGGGUUGGUGACCAAUCGCGGGCGGCGUUUCAAAUGGGCCAUUGAACUCAGUGGACCUGGCAGCGGAAGCAGGAGCCGGAGUGACCGGAGCAGUGGUCAGGGGGACACUCUCUAUCCCAUAGGCUACUCAGACAAACAGGUGCCAGAUACAAGCGUCCAAGAGACAGAUCGCAUCCUCGUGGAAAAGCGCUGCUGGGAUAUCGCCCUGGGUCCCAUGAAGCAAAUCCCCAUGAACUUGUUCAUCAUGUACAUGGCAGGCAACACCAUCUCCAUUUUCCCCACCAUGAUGGUUUGUAUGAUGGCCUGGAGGCCCAUCCAAGCCCUCAUGUCCAUCUCUGCUACCUUCAAAUUACUGGAGAGCUCAAGCCAAAAGUUUCUGCAGGGUCUGGUGUACUUAAUUGGAAACCUCAUAGGGCUGGCCUUGGCGGUUUACAAAUGCCAGUCGAUGGGCCUGUUGCCAACUCAUGCUUCUGACUGGCUUGCUUUUAUUGAGCCACCGGAGCGCAUGGAGUUCACAGGUGGGGGUCUUAUUCUAUGACCCUACUCAGAAACCAGUGACUGCAUUAAAUGUCUGGAUCACAGGAUGUCCUUUUCUCAUUCAUCCCGAUUCCUUCAUAAAGCUGCCGAUUAAGUGAACUUCUGUGCUAAGGAAGAUGAGAUGACAAAGGCGGAGACUGAAGGAACAGGCUGCAAAGGACUGAUACGUUCUGCCUGGGGAGAAGCAGGAGGCUCUUCCCGACAGGAUCUUUUCACCGUUCCCCUCUGUUGAAAGCGGAAUAAAAGUUGCUAACACA